UGCGUGUGUUCGUCGGGGCUUCUCUCUCUCUCGCCGUCGCUCUCCGCCUUUCUCCACCGCCCACCCAGACCGGACGCCGCGCACCACCCGGGCCUCACCUCCUCCUCCCCCUCGUCGGGAAGGGGACGUGGUCGCCGCGGUAAGCUUCAUGGAUCCUUUGGAAUUGGACGGUGACUCGCAGAAAUCCAACAAUAAGCCCAAAUAUUCUAAGUUUACGCAACAGGAGCUUCCAGCGUGCAAGCCACUACUAACUCCUGGAAUUGUGGUUGCUGCCUUCUUGCUGAUUGGCAUCAUAUUUGUCCCAAUUGGACUUGCAUCUCUAUCUGCAUCGCAGGAGAUUGUCGAACUGGUGGAUAGAUAUGACACAAACUGUGUGCCCAUGAGUGACAAGGUUGGGUUCAUACAGAACACAAAAACUGACAAGACAUGCACAAGAACAUUAACUGUGCCUAAACAUAUGAAGAGCCCAAUCCAGAUAUAUUACCAGAUCGGUGACUUCUAUCAAAACCAUCGACGGUAUGUGAAAAGUCGAAGCGAUAAACAGUUGCGGUAUAAGAAUGCUGUGCACUUGACAAAAGAUUGUGAUCCUGAAGGUAAUACUGUUGAUGGUGCUCCGAUUGUUCCAUGUGGCCUUAUAGCUUGGAGCAUGUUCAAUGAUACGUAUAAAAUUUCGGUGAACAAGAAGGCCAUUGAAGUGAAUAAAAAGGACAUAGCCUGGAAGAGUGACAAGACUAGUAAAUUUGGCAGUGAUAUUUAUCCAAGUAAUUUUCAGAAGGGCAGUCUUAUAGGUGGUGCUAAACUAAAUGAGAGCAUACCAUUAAGCGAGCAAGAAGACCUCAUUGUUUGGAUGAGAACCGCUGCACUCCCAACUUUCAGAAAGCUCUAUGGUAGAAUUGAGACAGAUAUCAUGGCAAAUGAUCAAGUAACAGUGAUUAUACAAAAUAACUAUAACACAUAUAGUUUUGGAGGGUCAAAAGCUUUGGUCCUUUCAACAACUUCUUGGAUUGGAGGCAAAAAUAACUUCAUCGGUGUUGCAUAUCUGACUAUAGGAGUCCUAUGCAUUUUCCUUGCAGUGGGCUUCGUUGUUCUUCUCUACAUGGUUAAGCCAAGGACUCUUGGCGAUCCCUCGUACUUGUCAUGGAAUAGAGAUACCCCGGACCAUCCAAACUAAUAGACUGGAAUUUCUUUUCUGAUAUAUAAAUUUAAUAAAGGAGCAUUUCAAUGGGUAAAAAUGUGAAAUUCCUCUACUUGAAUCUACGGAUGAUGUUACCAUUCCUAUUUAACAUGUUUGUGAUAGGUCCAUAGCCAUCAGAAUACAUGAGACAGUGUAGUCUGUUGACUCCAAUUUUACUUGACAAGAACAGGAGUUCAACUUAUUUCUGACUAUAUAUUAACCAAAAGCUGAACUAUAGUAUCAAAUAUUUAUAUUUCUCA
Oryza brachyantha (malo sina) is the source of this 1434-nucleotide messenger RNA. RefSeq names its product ALA-interacting subunit 5-like. Gene Ontology annotation, cellular component: Golgi apparatus; plasma membrane; endoplasmic reticulum. The record is from RefSeq and is a predicted model, not a curated record. Lineage: Eukaryota; Viridiplantae; Streptophyta; Magnoliopsida; Poales; Poaceae. The coding region runs from base 149 to 1171 and encodes 340 amino acids. The transcript has 9 exons.